Messenger RNA from Merops nubicus (carmine bee-eater), 3268 nucleotides. RefSeq names its product alpha-2-macroglobulin-like protein 1. The transcript has 26 exons. Gene Ontology annotation, molecular function: endopeptidase inhibitor activity. The record is from RefSeq and is a predicted model, not a curated record. The annotation marks the transcript as partial. Lineage: Eukaryota; Metazoa; Chordata; Aves; Coraciiformes; Meropidae.
AUGAGGGUGGGCACCCUCCUGAGCCUGCUGUUCCACUCUGCAGCUGCUUUCCACCAACUGCAUUACCUGGUGGUGAUCCCUGCAGACCUCCACGCCCCAUCCACACAAGUUGCCUGCCUCCACAUGACCUGUUACGAGGCAAAGCUUCAGGUGAAGCUGACCCUGGAGCGCUCUGCGGGCCGGGAGCUGCUGGUGCAAGAGACCAUCCAGAAGGAGAAGACCUUCAUGUGCACCAAGUUCUGGGUUGCACCUCCAGCUGAUGGCACAGAGGAGAUUGCCACUGUCAGACUGACCAUCACGGGGGAAGGGGUCAGCACUGAGGAGGAGAAGAAGGUCCUGAUCCGCAAGGCCAGCAGUGGCACCUUCAUCCAGACAGACAAGCCCACCUACCAACCAGGGCAGAGAGUGAGGUUCCGUGUUGUGGCUCUGGAUGAGGAGUUCAUGGCUCUCAACGAGUCGAUUUCCCUGUUUCUCCAGGACCCCAAGAACAACCGUCUGGAGCAGUGGCUGGACGUGGUGCCCCAGGACGGCAUCGCGGAGCUGUCCUUCCAGCUGAGUGAGGAGCCUCUGCUGGGGACAUAUGUCAUCAAUGUCACCAGUGCCAAGGCAUCUGGGAGCUUCUCCGUGGAGGAGAAGGUGCUGCCAAAAUUUGAGGUGAUCUUUGAGGCACCAGAUGAGGUUUAUGCACUGGAUAAAUCCUUCCCGCUGCGGAUAUGUGGCAGAUAUGCCGAUGGGAAAGGCAUCCAGGGGAUGCUCCACGUGAGCCUGUGUCAGAAGAUAGCCCCAUUCCUGCCCAGUGCUUCAAAACCUGACCUCUGCCAGGAGUUCAGCAACCAGACAGAUGAGACAGGUUGCUUCUUCUCCAACGUGAGCCUGUCCUCCUUCAGUCGAGACUUUCGGUACUACCAGGACAGCAUCGUGGCAGAGGCCGUGCUGGAGGAGGGUGGCACAGAGGCACACGCCAACGCUUCCCACGAGCUGCUCAUCUCCAAGAUCAGGGGGCUGGCCUUGUUUGAUGAUGUGAACUCUUACUACCACGCUGGAGAGAUCUACAGGGGGAAGAUUAAAGUCAUUGACUACCAAGGCAAGGCACUGAAGCACCAAGAAGUCCUCCUCGUAGUAAGCUGUGGUGGGCAGCAGUUCAAGCAGAAGUACCUCACUGGGGACUCUGGGACAGCUUCAUUCAGCCUGAACACGACUGCUUGGAACAGCUCCUCCAUCUCCCUGGAGGCGAGUGUCCUGCAUCAGGAUUUGGAUAGAGAGCCUGGGACAGUGGAUUUGAGGUACCAGCGAGCCUCUCAUUUCAUACAACCCUUCUACAGCACCAGCAGGAGUUUCCUCUCUAUCGUCCGUGUGCCAGAAACAAUCCCCUGUGGUGAAAAGCAGCCUGUCCAGGUGGACUUCAGGAUUUACCAGGAGGACCUGGAUCAUGGGCCCAAGCGUGUCAUCUUCUCCUACUUUGUCACAGGGAGAAGAGGGAUAGUCCAUGCAGGUCAGAAGACUGUUUGGGCUGGGCUGCCAAGAAUGCUGAAAGGCUUCUUCUCCAUCCCUAUUACCUUCAGCUCCAUCUAUGCCCCAGCUCCAAGACUUCUUGUUUAUGUUAUCUUCCCAAAUGGGAAAAUCAUCACUGAUUCUGCCACCUUCAGUGUCUCCCCGUGCUUCAGAAAUAAGGUGGAGCUGAGCUUCUCCACGCCAGAGACUCUGCCUGGCUCACAGGUUGGUCUCCAGCUCCUGGCAGCCCCUGGGUCCACGUGUGCUGUCUGGGCUGUGGAUCCCAGUGUCCUCCUGGAGCCAGGAAAAGAGCUCAGCAGCUCCCUGAUCUAUGGGCUGUUCCCAUCUGUCUAUAGCCCCAGGUAUCCUCCUCAGGUGUCUGAAGAUGAUCAUUCAUGUUCGGCCCCAAAUUCUGAUGAGCCUGAUGUGUUUACAACAUUCAGGGACAUGGGGUUGAAAAUUAUGUCCAACACUGCUAUCAGGAAACCCAGAGUGUGUCCAACCACUCCAUCGCCAGCUCUGCUGCAGGACAGGGGAGUGUUUACUUCCAGGCCCAUGCUGAUGUUGGCCCAGCCCCAGAAAGCCUCCAGCACAGAGCAUCUGACAGCAUCUCCCUCUCAGCCUGCUGUGUUUUCACCUGGUUCUGCAGCUGAGGAGACAGCACACAAGCAUUUCCCCCAAACCUGGAUAUGGAGUUUGUAUUCUCUGGGUCCCAGUGGGAACAAGAACAUCACUGUCACUGUGCCUGACACCACCACGGAAUGGGAAGCAGGGAUGUUCUGCACAGGACGUGGUGGCUUUGGACUUGCACCAGCCUUCAGGCUGCAUGUUUUCAAGCCUUUUCAUGUGGAGCUCCCACUGCCAUCUUCUGUGGUCCAGGGUGAGACCUUCCUUUUGAAGGCAACAGUCACCAACUCCCUGCAGCGAUGCAUGAAGCUCAGCGUGGCCCUGGAGGAGCUGUCACUCCUGCAGCUGAGGCCGUGCCAGGGCUGUGUCUACAGCCGCUGCCUGUGUGCUGGUGAAGCCAAGACCCUCCAGUGGAGCGUCACAGCCGAGCGGCUGGGGCUCACAAACCUGACUCUCAGCACAGAGGCCGUGGCCACCGAAGAGCUCUGUGGUGGAGAGAGACCAUUUGUCCCAGCCCAAGGACAGAGAGACACGAUCAUCAAACUCCUGCUGGUCCGGCCGGAGGGAGUGGAGAUAGAAAAGGCUCACAGCUCCAUCCUGUGUCCCAAGAAAGGGAAUCCAGCACAGGAGUCUGUGUCCUUGAUGUUGCCUCAAAACGUGGUUGAAGGUUCAGUCAGAGCCACUGUCUCAGUCACUGGUGACCUGCUGGGGACAGCCCUGCAGAACCUGGACCGCCUGGUGCAGCUGCCCCACGGCUGUGGGGAGCAGAACAUGGUGCUGUUUGCCCCCAUCGUCUACGUGCUGCAGUACCUGGAGCAGACGAGGCAGCUGAGCCCCGAGAUCAAGGAGAGGGCGACAGGAUUCCUGAGGAAUGGCAAGUCUGGAUGGGGAAGUGCCCUUGGCUGCCUACAUCACUGCUGCAUACCUGGAGGCAGGAGAGACACCAGAGGUAAAUAUUUGGAUUCUUUGCCAUGCUCUUGCCUUAAGCACCCCGUGGUGCGCAGGGCGCUGGGCUGCCUUGCUGCUGCCCUCCCGACAGCCACCAGCACCUACACCCAGGCCCUGCUGGCCUACACCUUCGCCCUGCUCGGGGACUCCCGACGGACACAGGAGCUGCUUGACAUCCUCCAGCAAAAGGCCAUCAGAGCAG